This is a messenger RNA of Phragmites australis (common reed), 1074 nucleotides long. RefSeq lists its product as uncharacterized. The transcript has 2 exons. The coding region runs from base 118 to 684 and encodes 188 amino acids. Lineage: Eukaryota; Viridiplantae; Streptophyta; Magnoliopsida; Poales; Poaceae. The record is from RefSeq and is a predicted model, not a curated record.
UCCCCAGCUCCAUAAAUAUCAUCAUCGCCCAUCGGGGAAACCCAGCCACCGUAGCACCAUUUCCCUCACCUCCCCACACCUUUAAGAAUCAAGAUCCCCCACAAGAAACCAACCCCCAUGGUGACGAGAACUCUGGAGAUCGCUUGCCUUGCCCUGCUCAUGUCGACCAUCGCCGUCCAAGUUCCGUCCUUCCUCGACCAGUCAGCUACCACCGCGACAUCCGCUCAGGCUUCCCCGCUCGACGGCGCUGUACUCCAGGUCUUGCUGCCGUUGGCCGUGAUGGAGGCCCUCUUCACAGCCGUCGCUUUUCAUCUGCCGCCACGCGCACCACGCCGACGGCGCGGCGUCGGCAAUAGGGGACUCUCGGAGCUCGUCGCCUUCAUCUUAUGCUUGGCGGUUUGCCUCCUCGAGUUCUUCUUGUUCGUGCAGCCUUCAGGUGGCGUGGACGGCGGCGCGCAAGCUCGCGCGCUUGGUCUGGCUGCUGUCCGCGCGUUGCCUGCUUCUGCAACGGUGACGUUCUUUCUGGGAAUGGCGCUCAUUUACCUGCACGUCGGCACUGGCGGCGGACGUGCCGGCGGCAAUGGACCUGUCCCGGAGCCCGCCGUGCGGCUCCUCACCGAGACAACGCUCGAAGCAGCAGCAGCACUAAUCGGCAUGAUGGCCAUGGCCGUUUACACCAUAUGAUAAAGCAAACUGUAACAGGUGGCCUGGGGACUACGGGCUACACAGUCCAUGUUCAUCGUGGGGAUAUCCUGACAUUGCUGUCUAAAAUGGGAAAAAAAAUCCGUACAGUAUGCCCGAUGUAUCCGGUUUACUGGGUCUACCAAUGAACCCAUAAAAAAUGUUUACUAGUAUUAUAUUUAAAUUUUAUUAGAAUUUUAUCUAAUAUAUCUGAUAUAUCCAAUAAAUCAUAUUUACCGAUGACUUCUGAUAAAUUUUAUUUACUAGUAAGAAAACCCUAAUUGAAAUUGGUUGUGCUGGCUACCUAUGACUAUUGAAGUAGAGUCAGGGGUGAUACUUUGUGCUUGUGUGUGGCUAAUAUGGUAAAAAAGACGGUGCUGAUUACUUGUGCUA